Messenger RNA from Fimicolochytrium jonesii, 1818 nucleotides. RefSeq lists its product as uncharacterized. The transcript has a single exon. NCBI's taxonomy places the organism in Eukaryota, Fungi, Chytridiomycota, Chytridiomycetes, Spizellomycetales, Powellomycetaceae. The coding region runs from base 231 to 1682 and encodes 483 amino acids. The record is from RefSeq and is a predicted model, not a curated record.
CACCCUAUCAGAAGAAUAAACAUCGUCGCGCGCUUAUAAGCAGCUCCGCUCGCAACAGAAGUGCGAGAGUCGCCCUGUCAGGGCCAAAGUAGUUGUCAUACCAGCGACUCCAGCGAGGAUCUUGACCUCCCUUUCAACCGCCAAAGCGAGUAACAUCUAGUUGAGUCGUUCCCAACGUCUUCCCUCCAAACGCUACAAACCCCAAUACUGCGCCGCUUUUUUAUGCGAAAAUGCUACAUGCCUGGCCACCUCCAUCACCCCUCACCAACAACGACCACCAUGUCCGCCCACCAAGACCCUCAGACCGCAGCACGUCUGCGUCAAUGUCGAAUGCCAUCCGCAGCCUGGUAGAGCAGUUCUCGAAUCAGGCAAUCUCCGCACAGCAGCAGGCGGCAUCAACCAAGAUUCUCUCCCGCUCACCAGCUUCCGCUCCGCAACUGCCCACAUUGGUCCUCAACGAUGGGACAGUUCCGAUGCGUGGGGACGGCGAUUUAGGGAUAGUCUUGAACGCGGGGAGAAUCGGAGACACACCACGUCCUAGGUCAGCGACGGAGCCGACGUUCCUUAUUCCACCCACCUCCCAGACCCAUGCUGGACAAGCAGUCCACACAGCCCCAGCAGCGGAAUCCCCAACCUCCCUCACACCCCGUCUCCCGACCACCCUCCACCCGCCAUCCACCACCGCCGAACCCACAGCCACCCGCCGCAACUCCCGCUCCCUCACCCCGCAAAACUGGUACACCACCUCCGGCACCCCAGGCUACAAAGGCCACCGUCGUGUCAGCGGUCACGGCCACGGGCACGGUAAGCACCAUGGCAGACGGGAACGCCCUCAAGAGGAAGAAACCCUGAACCCUUUCCAGCUGUUGGAGCGUAGUGGCGCUGUGCGCAGACGAAGGGGACGGGCUUGUGUGCGGGAUACGGACGUGACGUGGGGUGUGGGUGGUCGGCACAGGAAGGGGGAUGAUGCGCAAAUGCAAACGCAAACGCAAACGCAACAAGCCCUCGUCGUCUCACCCAAACCCUCCUCCCCUCCUUCUAUUCCGAUCCGUGUCCGAAGCCUCAUCGAGACAAUUGAGGAGCGCACGGGUGGGUUCAAGCGGUCGAACUCCACGGUGAGGCUUGAGGAUGCGCGGGAGGUGCAUGCCGGUGUGGAAGGUGACAGUGUGGCGGAGGGAUUGAAUGAAGCGAUGGAUGUGCCGUCUCUGCCGCCGCUGCCGCACCCGCCGUUGGGUAGCGCUUCCUCGUCUUGUGCGAAUCUUACGCAUAUCACCGCCCCGCCAACCCACUCGACCAGCACCGACCCGCCUGCCACAUCCAGCAUGCAAUCAUCCCACACAACCACCAACGGAACGCAUGGCAUCUCGGAACCAGCGACAAAUUCGACCACCCCCACAAUCCCGUUCGCGACGUUAUUAAGACAUUGGCGCACAAUCGACGGCGGCCACGGCGUCGAUGUCUCGCAUGAGCAGCGGCCGGUGACGGAGCAUGACCAUGGGUUCACUGGUAAGUCAUCAAACCUCCCGAAUUCACACCGCGCACGUUACAUCCGGACUAACAUCUGUUGUGAUCUUUUUAGUGAUCAGCCACCCACCCAUGGAAAUCAACCACAGCACCAUCCACGAGCUCAACCUGCACUGUCGGGAUUGCAAGUCGAUGUUUUUGUUCAGGGCUGCGCAUGAUUGUCUGCACACGCCUUCCCCACAACUAUCACCAGCUGGUGGGGGUGUGAGGGAUGUCCUGAUCGAGCGAUGUGAUCAUGGGCACGGAGAGACGGAGAGAGGGCAGGAGGAGGGGAUGGGGUUGGAGUGGUUGCGG